Messenger RNA from Didymella exigua CBS 183.55, 1251 nucleotides. RefSeq names its product release factor. The record is from RefSeq and is a predicted model, not a curated record. The transcript is spliced from 3 exons. NCBI's taxonomy places the organism in Eukaryota, Fungi, Ascomycota, Dothideomycetes, Pleosporales, Didymellaceae. Gene Ontology annotation, molecular function: translation release factor activity. The coding region runs from base 1 to 1251 and encodes 416 amino acids. Gene Ontology annotation, biological process: translational termination.
AUGCUUACAGUAGCUUGGGUCUGUCGCGGCUGCCUUGCGCGCAUUGCACGGCCAUUGGUACGAAGGCAAUUGCGUCAGCAGUCCACAGCAGUUGCUUCCGAAUCGGUACCGCCCGCUCUGCUUUCUCGAGCUCGCAGCAUCGCCGUCGAGCACAAGACCCUCAGCGAGACACUCGCCGAUGGCUUCGACACGAGAUCGGCAAAGAAGCUGGGCGAGUAUGGCCCAAUCGUGAAUGCCUUGGAGCAAUGGGAUAAGGCCAAUGAGUCUGUGACAGAACUCACUGCGAUGAUACAAGACUCGAAGACCGACCCCGAACUACGCGAACUAGCAGCAGACGACCUAGACGAAACUCGCAACGACCUCGUCAAUGCCUCCUCCAGCCUCAUCACCUCCCUCGUGCCGGUGCACCCAUUCGCACAUCUCCCCUGCCUGAUCGAGAUACGGCCGGGAGCGGGCGGAUCAGAAGCCGCCAUCUUUGCUGGCGAUUUAUUCCGCAUGUAUCAGGCCUUCUGCAACCACAACAACCUCCGCACAAACGUGCUGAAAUACGAGAACAUCAACGGCAAUUCAGAGGCAGGCGUACCGCUUUCAGAAGCCAUCUUCGAAGUUGACAGUGACAACGCGUACGGCAUCUUCAGAUGUGAAGCUGGUGUGCACCGCGUGCAGCGUGUGCCCGCCACCGAGACGAAGGGCAGGACACACACAAGUGCCGCGUCAGUACAUGUUCUGCCGAGCUUGCAAGAGAAUUCGGCAGCUCAAGAGGACUACGAUGACCCUGAAAGCGACUACUACAUCGACAUCAAGGAGGUCAAGCAGGAGGUGAUGAGGGCCAGUGGAGCCGGCGGGCAGCAUGUCAACAAGACUGAGUCAGCCGUUCGCCUGACCCACAUCCCGACCGGGACGGUAGUAGCAAUGCAGGAUUCACGGUCGCAGUCGAAGAAUAAGGAAAAAGCCUGGACACUGCUUCGCUCACGCAUUGCGCAAGCACGGCGCGAGAAACGCGAAGACGAGAUCGUAGAGAUGCGCCGAAGCGUGAUUGGUGUGGCAAAGAUGGGUCGAGGAGACAAGGUCCGAACAUACAACUGGGGGCAACAACGCGUCACAGACCACAGGAGCGGCACUACUGUCAACAAUCUCGACGAUGUGAUGGCCGGCGGACAGACACUGGAAAAGGUCAUGGACAGCGUGCGCACCUGGCUCAUGGAGCAAGACGUCAAGGGUAUGAUCGCCGAAGAGGGCCAGACCAAGUGA